This is a messenger RNA of Adineta ricciae, 3021 nucleotides long. Lineage: Eukaryota; Metazoa; Rotifera; Eurotatoria; Adinetida; Adinetidae. The record is from the annotation of a GenBank genome assembly.
AUGUUCGUCAAUCGGACUGUAAAAGUAGUGACAGCAUCUGAUGAAAGUGCUGAAGGUGAUGUACAACAGUACGUUGUCGAAACGGGUGGUCAACAAACUGUGACAACUUGGACAACAACAACAACGACGACGACUGUUGAAGGUGGUGAUGAAGAAUUUCAUCAGCAAGAUUUUGGUCUUGAAGGACACGAAAUUAUGGCGAUCACAUCAUCAUCUGGUGAAUGGGUUCACGCUGAAUCAGACGAUGACGAUUCUGACACGAACGAAGAAUACACUGUGACCGUUACUUCUAAAUUAACUGAUUUGCUUGGUGAUCAAUUGCUUUGUCACAGUACCGAUUAUAUAUUAACAAGACAACUUCAAGGCAAAAUCAUCGGUCUCUACUUCUCCGGUCAUUGGUGUCCACCUUCACGACAGUUUACACCUAAGUUGGUCGAGUUCUACAACAACAUGUCUGAAGAAAUGAGAAAACACUUUGAAAUUGUGUUUAUCUCCUGGGAUCGGGAUGAAAACGAAUUUAACAGCUAUUUCAAUGAAAUGCCAUGGUUAGCUUUACCAUAUUCAGAUCGAGCUCGAAAGGACACGUUGGGAACUAAAUACGACGUAGAGGGGAUCCCAUGUUUAAUCGUUCUGUCAUCAUCGGGUCAAGUGAUCACUACGGAAGGCGUGGAAGAAGUGAGCAGCGGUGGUUACGAAUGUUUUCUCAGAUGGGCAUCAGCGAGUCAAAUUAUCAUCACAACAAUCGAGUACAGUGAUGAAUUACAUCAACAUCAUGAUGAUAUGCGUGGUCGUCAGAUAUUGAUGACACAGGCAGCAAGCAGUGGCUCAAGCAACCAUCGGUCAUAUGAAUACAGUAGUGAGACGCAUACGAGUCGAGGAUCAUCAUCUGUAUUCGUCGAAUUAUUUGGUAAUAAUCUGUUACGUCAUGAAUUUCAUGGCUGUACCAAGAGUACCGUCUACGUCUCAGUUGAAGAAAUUGCUGGAAAAACCAUUGGACUUUAUUUUUCGGGCCAUUGGUGUCCACCUUCACGACAGUUUACACCUAAGUUGGUCGAGUUCUACAACAGCUUGUCUGAAGAAAUGAGAAAACACUUUGAAAUUGUGUUUAUCUCCUGGGAUCGGGAUGAAAACGAAUUUAAUAGCUAUUUCAAUGAAAUGCCAUGGUUAGCUUUACCAUAUUCAGAUCGUGCUCGAGAACAAUUGUUGCGCAGUAAAUAUGGUGUGACUGGCAUUCCAUGUCUGAUCAUUUUGUCAUCAUCGGGUCAAGUGAUCACUAUGAAGGGUGUCCAUGAAGUGAGCAACAAUGGUGCCGCAUGUUUUGCGGCUUGGAUGACAGCAAGUGGAAUUACACUGCGAACGAUGACAAUCGUGACAACAGCUGAUCAUCAAUUGAGAACAGGUGGUAGUCAUGGAAGCGCUGAACAGGUAAUUUUAGCAACUGCUACAUCGGGCAAAGCAGUUAGCCACCAAUUGAACGAAUGCAGUGGAAACAUUAAGUCUGGAAAGUUUCUGAUAACAAGUGAAACACAUAGUAGUGCCGGAGGAGCUGGUGGUUUGGCGAUAGCAGAAAGAACAGUGAAACAAUCAAGCAGUAGCGAAGCAGCUUCGAAAGCAAGAACGGUGACACACUCAAGCAGUGCUCAACGAUCACUUCAAACAAGUCAAAGCGGGCAAGCUACAGGUGUCACAAUAGCAGAAAGAACAGUUAAACAAUCAAGCAGUGGUCAGCAAGCGCUCCAGUCUAGUAGUGGCGCAGCAGCUUCGAAAGCAAGAACGGUGACACACUCAAGCAGUGCUCAACGAUCAGUUCAAGCAAGUCAAAGCGGGCAAGCUACAGGUGUCACGAUAGCAGAAAGAACAGUGAAACAAUCAAGUAGUGGCCAGCAAGCACUUCAGUCUAGUAGUAGCGAAGAAGCUUCGGCAGCGAGAACCGUCAUACAGUCGAGCAGUGGUCAGGAGGCAUUGCAAUGUAGUGGUAGUACGAAAGUGACAGGUGUAAGAGUAACAGAAAGAAUAGUUGAACAAGAAACUCCGUAUGUUGUCAAGGAGACCCGUGUACAAGUAGACCGAAAACAUGGCAAAGAAGCAAGAACUGAAGUUAUUGAGGACACCAGCAAUGAAAAUGUCUUGUCAGUAACUCGCAAUAGACGAUUCGAACCAAAUCGAUCACGCAGAUGCUACCUCAUUUGGAUCGGCGUUUGCUGUUUGCUUGCUAUUCUAUUUGCACUGUUGAUUAUCUUCAUCGCAUGGAGACUGUUGCCACAUCUUCGAAGGUCAGCUGCUGUAGCAGUCAUCGAGGAAAAAAAAACACCAGAGAUUGCACUGAAAGCAAUGUUCACCACCAGUUAUUUCAUCGCAGGCGCCAAUCAAACUGAAAAUAUAACCGAUGUUGAUGAUAUGGCCGGUCAAAUAAAUCUAAAACUAUCUGAAUAUAAGAUUCGCGUUGUUAAUGGAUUCUUCUGGAAUGUCUUACUCUCGCGUCGGUAUCGCAGGGAAAUGUGCCCAAAUGGAUUACUCGGAAAUAUUCUUCAGCUGAAUAUUCUUGCUUCACUUACGAAUCAAUGUACUCUUUCGGACAAAGCAUGUACGAGACAGUUCAUGGAAGGAUUAAAGACUAAAAUAUAUGAACUUGGAGAAAUCUUCGUCAAAAUUCGAUUUAUGGAUGGUAGAUCAAGAAAUAUGAGGUUGAAAUUGUGUAUUCUAACGGACAUGGACAAAAUAGAAGAUUUCGGAGAUGUGUCAUCGGAGGAAGAGAUUCCAAUAACGGUGGUAGUCCCAAUAGCAAAAGAAGCAAUAAGAAAAACACUACGGCCACCCCCACCCCCGCCUCCCACUAGAACAACAACCAGAACAACAACAACAGCUAGUACUACUACUACAACGAGAAAACAACGUCGAAGAACAACGACAACCAUAACAAUGGCACCUGUGAAAGCAAUCAAUCCCUUGUGUUUUGUGAAACCUGCUUCAGUCCGUUCGAUUUUCAUGUCCGGUCAUCACAACACAGAGAUUCGUGAUGAG